AUGGAGAUCGUAACUCUGUUUUUGAGCUUCAUCAGCCUCGUCGCCGUUUCCUAUGGCGUCGAGAAGGCAUUCAAUAGAUUGAGACGGGGACGCCGCCUACCACUACCUCCUGGCCCCAAAGGCCUGCCCAUCGUCGGCAACGUGAACGAUUUGCCGAAUUUCGACGAGUUAGUGGCUCUUCACUGGUUGAAGCACAAGGAUGCAUACGGACCGAUAAGCUCCAUCACCACGUUGGGUACGACAAUGAUCAUUCUCAACGACCUGGACCUCGCCUACGAGCUCAUGGACAAUCGUUCACUCAAACACUCCUCGAGGCCAUGGCAGGUCUUCAUCGGCGAGAUGGUCGGCGCCGAGAACCUUACCGGUAUGUUGUCAUACGGCGACCACCUCCGCGUCCACCGCAAGAACAUGGGCCGCGUCAUUGGUUCCAAGUCAACCGCGUCGCAGUACAACACCCUACAAGAGGCCGAGGUUGGCCAUAUGCUACUUCAUCUGCUGGAUGAGCCUGAACACUUGUUCGAGCACAUCAAAAGAGAGGCCGGCUCGUUGAUUUUGAAGAUUACCUAUGGGUAUACCGCGGAACCGUUCAAGGAGGACCCGUUGCUGCAGAUGAUUGACGAGAACAAUGAGAACCUCAUCAAAGGAUGGGUUCCUGGCACCUUUUUGGUCGACAUCUUCCCUUUCCUUCGAUACGUACCAGGAUGGGUUCCCGGAGCGGGGUUUCAGCAGACCGCGAAAGAGUGGAAGGCCCUAUUCUUCGCAACCAGAGACAAGCCGUAUGCCUUUGUAGAGCAUCAAAUGGCGCAGGGCAAAGACGGCGGGUCGUUCGUAUCACACCUCCUCCAAACAUCGGACUCCUCCCCAGAGACCGUCCAUCUCAACAAAUUCUCGGCAUUGGGCUUAUUCGGUGGCGGUUCCGACACGACCGUAUGCUCCAUCGCCGCUUUUUUCCUCGCCAUGAUGCUUUACCCCGAGGCCCAGAAGAAGGCCCAAGAAGAGAUCGAUAGGGUUGUGGGACAGGGCCGGUUGCCCAACUUUCAAGACCGCGAGAACCUACCGUACAUCCAAGCAUUGUCCAAGGAAGUAAUGCGCUGGUAUCCUAUCGCGCCCAUGGGGCUCCCUCACUCCAGCACCGAGGACGACGUCUUCGAGGGCUACUUCAUUCCCAAAGGUGCCAUGGUGUUUCCAAACAUCUGGUAUUUCGCCCGCGACCCCAAACGGUAUCCCGAGCCCAUGACAUUCAAGCCCGAGCGCUUCCUCGCGGGUGAGGGCCGCGAACCCGAGAUGGACCCCGGAAAGUACGUCUUCGGCUUCGGCCGCCGCGUCUGCCCCGGGCGCUACCUCGCCGAGAACUCCAUCUACCUCAACAUUGCCCAGACCCUUGCCGUGUACAACAUUAGUAAACCGGUCCGCGAUGGAGUGGUUAUCGAGCCGGAGGUCAAGUUCCUCCCGGGUGUGGUCAGCCACCCGGCGCCCUUCGACGCCUCCAUUAAGCCGCGGUCGCCACAGCAUGAGAACCUGAUUCGCGCCAUCGAGGAGACGUACCCGUGGCAGGAGAGCGACGCGAAGACGCUGGAGAGUAUGACGGUCUGA
Messenger RNA from Colletotrichum graminicola M1.001, 1593 nucleotides. Its product is annotated as cytochrome P450. Gene Ontology annotation, molecular function: iron ion binding; monooxygenase activity; oxidoreductase activity, acting on paired donors, with incorporation or reduction of molecular oxygen. The transcript is spliced from 7 exons. The coding region runs from base 1 to 1593 and encodes 530 amino acids. NCBI's taxonomy places the organism in Eukaryota, Fungi, Ascomycota, Sordariomycetes, Glomerellales, Glomerellaceae. The record is from RefSeq and is a predicted model, not a curated record.